This is a messenger RNA of Alnus glutinosa, 1990 nucleotides long. Its product is annotated as heptahelical transmembrane protein 4-like. The coding region runs from base 377 to 1600 and encodes 407 amino acids. The record is from RefSeq and is a predicted model, not a curated record. The transcript is spliced from 4 exons. Gene Ontology annotation, molecular function: signaling receptor activity. Gene Ontology annotation, cellular component: membrane. NCBI's taxonomy places the organism in Eukaryota, Viridiplantae, Streptophyta, Magnoliopsida, Fagales, Betulaceae.
CACAGUCUGUGUCCCAACUUGCAAACCCCAACAUUGGAUAUUUCGCCCUGUUCUUCCAAAGAUAACCACCACCAUGACCAAUGGCCAUCUUUCAUUUACCACCUUGUCACCUCGUUUUUGUGAUAUUUUGCCCACCACCACCAGCUUUCUCUUAUCACAGUGUCGUCUGGAGGAACGGGUUCUUCGGUUUCCUUGGGAUAAUGUUCUUUACCAGGGAAUUCUCCGGGCAAAGAGAAUAUCACCGAGAAAGUUUUGGUGGUCGUCGUUAUUAUCGAGACUUUGCUCGGCGGGUUCCUUUGAAGGGACUAGGAUAAGUCGAGAAUCGAAAUCUAUUCUGGGGUAUUGAUCUUUGGAGGUGGUUUUUGCAAUUUGUGAGAUGAUAGGUGACGGCCAUGGGGAGUGGAUUGCUUCAUCUGAGACAUAUUAUAAUAUAUUCGAUUGCGACGGUGGGGAUAGCGUCUGUUUGCAUAAAGGUAAGGAAAAGAGAUGGCGGAAGAAAGUCAAAUAUCAGCUUCUUGGGUACCACUCAUUGCCAGGGUUUUUAAGAGACAAUGAGUUCAUUCUGGGUUAUUACCGAUCUGAGUGGCCAUUGAAGCAGGUGUUCCUCAGCAUAUUCUCCGUUCAUAAUGAAACACUUAAUAUCUGGACGCAUUUGAUUGGGUUCUUCCUUUUCCUCUGCCUGACCAUAUACACGGCAAUGAAAGCCCCUACUGUCAUGGAUCUCAAAUCCCUCCAGCGUUUUUCUGACAUGGUCAAAGGAGCUGAUUUGCACAAGAUUCAUUCUGAACUGUUGAAGUGCCUUCCUUCACUACAUAAGAUGCCUGGUUUUCAUAAAUUAAAGGAUGAAUUACGGACAUCUUUUCCAUCUGCGGAUUUUCUCUACUCACUCUCAGAUUGGCAUAUUGUGCAACUCCUCACCAAGUGCUUGCCUGAUCGGUUCCCCCAGCAUGGUGUGAAAUAUGAUGUGGUGAACAUGGUGGCACCCCUUAUGAUCCAGCCAAUCACAAGGUGGCCUUUCUUCAUCUUCUUAUGUGGAGCUAUGUUCUGUUUGCUAGCCAGCAGCAUGUGUCAUCUCCUCUCUUGCCACUCACAACACCUUUCUUGCAUAAUGAUCAGACUUGACUACGCAGGCAUUGCAGCUCUGAUUGCAACUUCCUUUUACCCUCCUGUCUACUACUCUUUCAUGUGUGACCCCGUCUUCUGCAACCUCUAUUUAAGCAUCAUAACAAUCUCAGCUCUUGCCACAAUUGUUUUCUCUUCCCUCCCAGCCUUCCAUAAACCAAAGUUCCGGGGCUACCGAGCUUCCCUCUUCUUUGGAAUGAGCAUGUCAGGAGUGGCACCUAUAGUUCACAAGCUAAUAUUGUACAAGCAUCUGCCGGAGGCCCUCCAGACUACCGGUUAUGAGAUAUUAAUGGGGGCUUUAUAUGGAUUAGGAGCGUUGAUUUAUGCGACAAGGAUACCGGAGCGGUGGAGACCCGGCAAGUUUGAUAUUGCAGGCCAUAGUCACCAGCUUUUUCAUGUCUUGGUUGUGGCAGGGGCCUACACACAGUAUCAAGCUGGUCUGGUCUACCUCAGAUGGCGGGACCUGGGAAGUUGUUAAGAGUUAACCCCUCGGGACUGAUAGAUGAUGGGUCUUUUGUUGGGUGUCUUCACUCUGAAUUUGUUAUAAGGUUGUUCUUUCUGAUAAACCUCAUGAUUGAGUGAAGUUGUCAGGUGGUUGGGAUCUCCAAUUUAUGAACUGCAUGGCCCUCCAAUAUUUUAGUACAAAAUUAACGCAAGGACAUGCCCAACAGCACAAUAUGGAAACUCUUGAUUGGCAUGGUGCAUGUAUCAGCCAAAGCCGUCAUUGCAAUACCGACGGUGUGUGUUAGCAUACAAAACAAAUAUUGUUAUGCUUAAAAUACGCAGUCAUAUUUGCUCAACUGAAUCCAAUAACCUCAUCAAUAGAAACUUUGAUAAAUAUUUUAGUAGAGAGGUAUUUUAUGAUCUA